Messenger RNA from Paramecium octaurelia, 1227 nucleotides. NCBI's taxonomy places the organism in Eukaryota, Ciliophora, Oligohymenophorea, Peniculida, Parameciidae. The record is from the annotation of a GenBank genome assembly.
AUAAUAUAAAUAUGUAUCAAAUCGAUUAGGAUAUAUUAGUCAGGGAAGUAGUUUAAAUUAGAAACCAUAAGACAGGAACUUACUUGACUGCUACAGGGUUUAAUACUUAGGAAAAAGGAUUGUUGUUUGGAAGUACAGUCAAUAUCAAUAAUUAUUAUGUGGUCGGGAGCGAUGAUCCUAAUAACUAUUACACACUUUGGACUAUAGCAAAAUUGUUUGAUGACUCCAAUAGAAUCAAUUAUGGAGAUGUUGUAUAUUUUAAGAACCUGAGCACUAAGAUGUAUCUGAUAUACGAAUUUCAGAAGCAUUCAGAAGUUACUAAUUAAAUUAGGGUCUCCUUGAAUUAGACUAGAUUAGAAAAUUACCCUUUCAUAUUGCAAUAAUUGGGGGAGCAAAUAUUCGAAACAAAGAAUUAUGCAAUUUAGAAUGGUGUACCAUUGAAGAUCUAAACGACAAAGUUAGUUCAUUCUUUAGAGGCAUCACAACAGAAUUAUGCAUUUAAAUAAAUCAACUAAUUCAAGGAAAUCUCUUGUGGAAAAGGAAGUGAGUACAACAAUUGGGAAAUUAUUAAAUUGACUCCAGAGUAACUAAUUGAGUUUUAAAUUCCAAAAACAUGGCAAUUUACAAUGAAUAUAAAAGAAAUCUUGGCUAAUGAUAAAAUAAUAAUCAGAAAUUAUAAAAGUGGAUACUCUUUACAUUCUCACAAAAAUACAUACGCAUCUACUGGAAUGCAAGAAGUUACAUGUUUUAGUUAUGAGAGAGAUGGUAUGAUUAUUGAUUUAACAAGCAUAGUCAAUGAUUGGUGGGUGAUACAAUAAACUUAUCAGAUGGCAUAAAAGUAGAUCCAACAUCAAAUGCCUAUUAAUUUGAUUCAUCAAGAAACAAAGAAAUAUUUGUGUGUGGAUGAGAAAAACCUAGCCAAAUCGAAGAAUGGCAAUUAGGUUUAAGCCAUGUAAUCAUCAAUGCAACAAUCAUUUGUUAUUUCAAGUAUUUAUAUAAUCACUAUUUUAUAGCAAUUGAUAAUUAAUAAUUGAUGGUUGGUAAACCAUUCCUCUUUUUAUAUUAACCUAUGAAUAAAUACUUAUGUUAAGGACCAUCAUUAUCAGAAAUGCAAUCAACCUAAUAUGAAGUCAUAUUGACUGAUAAGCUAACAACUUCAUGUUUAUGGGUAGUUGAAAAAGUAUUUAAAUGAAUAUCAUAAUAUUUAUAAAAAUAAAAAAAUUGCAC